Huiozyma naganishii CBS 8797 is the source of this 1386-nucleotide messenger RNA. RefSeq names its product amino acid transporter (gene AVT5). Gene Ontology annotation, molecular function: L-tyrosine transmembrane transporter activity; L-lysine transmembrane transporter activity; L-arginine transmembrane transporter activity. NCBI's taxonomy places the organism in Eukaryota, Fungi, Ascomycota, Saccharomycetes, Saccharomycetales, Saccharomycetaceae. Gene Ontology annotation, cellular component: fungal-type vacuole membrane. The record is from RefSeq and is a predicted model, not a curated record. The coding region runs from base 1 to 1386 and encodes 461 amino acids. Gene Ontology annotation, biological process: amino acid transmembrane transport. The transcript has a single exon.
AUGCCAUUGACUGUGCGCUCAGGUGUGAUUACACUACUGCAUACAGCCUGCGGAGCAGGCAUUUUGGCGAUGCCGUUCGCCUUUAAACCCUUCGGACUCGUCUUGGGGCUCACAAUGAUAACGUGGUGCGGUCUGUGUGCGUUUGCUGGGCUGCUAUUACAGUGCCGAGUGAGUCGGUACGCCCCCGAGAAAGGUGUAUCGUUUUUCGUACUGUCGUCGUUGAUCAACAGGAACCUGUCCGUUGUAUUCGAUUGUGCGAUCGCCGUCAAGUGCUUCGGUGUCGGCGUAUCCUACAUGAUCGUCGUUGGUGACUUGCUGCCACAGAUCUGGUCUGUUUGGACCUCUAAUAAGCUGUUGCUCAACAGGGAUUUCCAUAUCACUAUGGUCAUGAUCUUUAUUGUCGCGCCGCUCUGCUUCAUGAAGAAGCUGAACUCGCUGAGGUACGCCUCCAUGAUCGCCAUAUCCGCGGUCGCAUACCUCUGCGUUCUUGUCAUCUACCACUUCAUUUUCCAAGACCCGAACGACACUCAUUUCCAGGAUCUCAAGGGCCGCAUCUCAAUUGGACUGCCAAGAGACGAACCCCCAAUCCUAACGACUCUGCCUAUAUUCGUGUUCGCCUACACAUGCCACCACAACAUGUUCUCCGUCAUCAACGAGCAAGUGGACCAGAAGUUUAACGUUAUCACUAAGAUUGCCAAAUACUCCAUGUCUUUGGCGUUCUUGCUCUACAUUGUGAUCGGUUAUUCAGGGUACCUGACGUUCGGGGAUAAAAUUGUCGGGAAUAUCGUCACAUUGUACCCAAAUAACGCAUCAAGCACCAUUGGGAGAAUAGCCAUUGCCAUCCUUGUUACUCUAACUUUCCCCUUACAGUGCCACCCGGCAAGGGCGUCAAUCCACCAUAUUAUCCAUUUUUUCCAAGCCAGAUCGGCAGAGAAUGGGAACGGUAGUGCGAUGGUUUUAAACCAGAUGGAAGGAGUGUCACCAGAACUUGAAACUACCCCACUGACAGACGCGGCAAACUGCGCCGAGGUGGACACCGCUAUAGAGGAAGGUUCCCCAGAAGAACUCCAGGUAAUGCCGCUGGAGGGGAAAAGGUUCAUUUUUAUUACAUGCACCAUUCUUUUCUGUUCAUACUUGCUGGCCGUAUCUGUGACAUCUCUGGCGAAGGUUCUUGCCAUAGUUGGAGCCACCGGAUCAACCUCCAUAUCCUUCAUCUUACCUGGUAUUUUUGGGUAUAAAUUAAUUGGAUCAGAGUGUGAAACAGGUGCAGAAUUGCCAUUUCAAACUAAAAUGUUCAAGUACCUAGGACUAUGCUUGGCAGUCUGGGGACUUGUCGUGAUGGUGGCAUCGUUAACUGCGACUUUCUUCUUCAACGCAGGCCACUAG